GGUAUAACUAUAACGAUACGUAUUAAAGAACAUACGUACGAGAAAGUUUAUAUAGUUCAUAAACUUGAGUUUACAGUUUAUAAAUGGAAAAAUAAGUGUUCGGGAUAAUUACGAAAAAUGGAAGAUAUAAACACAGAUACGACAAGUUCUAAACAAUCAAGGUUUCAGGUAGACAAAGUUGAUUUUGUCGGUGAAAAGUCAGUUGUUAAUUCAGAAGAUUAUACAGACGAACUCCACUAUCAUGGAUCUUCAACACUUCAUUCAGCAUCAGGAAAUUCAAAUACAUAUGAAAAUACACAAAAUAUCAGAAGUUUGCGCCAUUAUACAAGGGAAGCUCUACCAAACGUUGACUACUAUCGAAAUAUCAUGUCCGUUCAUGGUUACUUAUACCGUCCAACUCUGGAUGAACUCCAUAAUGUUACUCAUCGCCACCAGCAGCCAGAAAGAGGAGAAAAGAAUCAUAAGUUGUCCAAGGGAGAAGUAAGAAUCACAGAUGCUGUAAAGUUUGGUUGGAUACAAGGAGUUUUAGUACGAUGUCUCCUCAAUAUUUGGGGUGUUAUGCUUUUCAUUCGGUUGUCCUGGGUUGUAGGACAAGCUGGAAUUGGACUAGCAUGUGUUAUAAUUCUUUUGUCCAUGGUAGUUACAAUAUUGACAACAGUGUCAAUGUCAGCUAUCUGUACAAAUGGAGAGGUGAAAGGAGAUGUGAACUGGGGAUCAUCAACUCAAGCCCAAACUUACAAAGGUGCUCUGAGCUCUGUCCUCAAACUAAACCAAAUUCAAGAACAUGUUAAAAACUAUAGGCCUCAGAUUUUGGUAUUGACUGGAAAGCCUAGUAGUAGACCUUCUUUGAUUGACUUUGUUUACAGCAUUACCAAGAAGCUGAGUCUUAUGAUAUGUGGAGAUGUUCAUAAUAUAAUACUAAAUCAGCGGGAACGAGAUCAACUACACUGGGAAGCAUAUUCAUAUUUACAAAAAAGAAAAGUUAAGGCAUUCUACAGUUUGAUACAAGAAAGCAGCUUCUCGAGAGGAGUCAGGUCACUUAUACAGUUGGUUGGUGUAGGCAAACUUCGACCCAACAUGAUUUUCAUGGGCUAUAAAAAUGACUGGCAAGAAUGUGAUGAAAAAGAUGUUUUGGAGUAUUUCAACAUCAUUCAUGAUGCAUUCGAUAUGCACAUGUCUUUGGGAAUUUUGCGGCUCCAAACGGGGUUUGAUUAUUCAGAGUAUGACAUUGCAGAGGAGAAUGGGAUUGCAACUGAUGCACUACAAGGCUUUGAAAGAGAAGAAUCGGAUCAUGCUUUCCCAAGAAAUGUCUCGAGUGCACAACUUUCAACAAUGAAGCCUACAGCUUCGUGGCUGAUGAUGUUUGCAGCUUUUUCUGGUGGUGCUUCAAGCUCCCAUGAGUGUACUCCAGUCUCCACUCCUAUUCUAACUCGUUUUAAGUCUCCAAGUUCUCAAGGAGAAAAGGCAAAUUCUACAGAAAUACAGAAAAGCUCUCAGGUGAUGAAAGAAGCAAUAAAAGACAUCCCAAAAGAUAUCUUAAGUAGUGUAAACCAGUUCCAACGUAAACAAAAGAAGGGAAGGAUUGAUGUGUGGUGGCUCUAUGAUGAUGGUGGCCUCACAAUGCUGAUACCGUAUCUUCUCACAACUCGUUCUCAGUGGAGUAGCUGUGAGCUUAGGGUUUUCUCUUUGGCCAAUAAGAAAGAUGAGCUUGAUCGAGAACAACGAAACAUGGCUGCAUUAUUGAGCAAAUUUAGGAUUGACUAUUCAAAUGUUAUUGUCAUCCCAGAUGUUGUGAAGCCUCCUCAAGAAUCAAGCAAACAAGAGUUUGAUGCAUUAUUGAAUAAAUGGAGAACAAGUGAUGAGUCCGAAAGAGAUCCUCUUCUGUCAGUGUCUGAUUCUGAGUUUCUAGCCCUGAAAGAUAAAACUCGUCGCCACAUUCGACUCCGUGAGUUACUUCUCCAGCAUUCUCUCAAUUCAACUUUAAUAGUAAUGACCUUACCCAUGCCUAGGAAAGGAACUUGCUCUGCUCCAAUGUACAUGGCUUGGUUGGAAACAUUGACACGAAACAUGCCUCCUUUUCUACUGAUACGUGGCAACCAAACUAGCGUAUUGACAUUCUACUCUUGAACACAUCUCUUUACAAAAAAGAAAAGAAACUAUACCAGACUUACGUUUUACAAACUAUUACCAUCAUUUUUUGUAUGUAUUUUUUGUGUAGGUAAUGAUUAAAAUAAAUGUCUAAUAGAUAUCUAUUUAUAUGUGCAUAAAAUUAAAAUUGUA
Messenger RNA from Limulus polyphemus (Atlantic horseshoe crab), 2280 nucleotides. Its product is annotated as solute carrier family 12 member 1-like. Gene Ontology annotation, cellular component: membrane. Lineage: Eukaryota; Metazoa; Arthropoda; Merostomata; Xiphosura; Limulidae. The transcript is spliced from 16 exons. The record is from RefSeq and is a predicted model, not a curated record. Gene Ontology annotation, molecular function: sodium:potassium:chloride symporter activity. Bases 118 to 2127 code for a protein of 669 amino acids. Gene Ontology annotation, biological process: potassium ion homeostasis; potassium ion import across plasma membrane; cell volume homeostasis.